Molecule: messenger RNA, 1431 nt
Organism: Mucor velutinosus
Lineage: Eukaryota; Fungi; Mucoromycota; Mucoromycetes; Mucorales; Mucoraceae
Exons: 4
Coding region: 1-1431 (476 amino acids)
Cellular component (GO): cytoplasm; mitochondrion
Molecular function (GO): lipoic acid binding; acetyltransferase activity
Source: RefSeq, a predicted model, not a curated record
AUGUACUUGAGAUCAUUCAAAUCCAUUUCAUCCUCCGUUGUCUCGUCUUCUUCCCCUUUGACACGUUGCCGUCCUUCAAGCAAACUAUUUCUCACGCCUCACAAGUACCAUCGAUUUGCUCGUAGUUUUCAUGCCGCUGUUGCUAGAGAAGCUAUCAAGCCUUUUCUUUUGGCCGAUAUUGGCGAAGGUAUUACCGAGUGCGAGGUGAUUCAAUGGUUUGUGGAGCCCGGGUCUACAGUAGCUGAAUUCGACAAGAUUUGCGAGGUGCAAUCAGAUAAAGCAUCUGUCGAGAUUUCCUCAAGAUACGCUGGCAAAAUUUUGAAAUUGCACCAUGGAUUGAAUGAUAUUGCCAAGGUCGGAUCUCCCUUGGUGGAUAUUGAGACAGACGAAGGCGAUGAUCAGGUGGCUGCUGCCCCUCAAGCUGCUGAAUCUGUGCCUGACGUGGCCAUUCAACAACCCGCACAGGAGGAAGCUGGCUUCAUGAAUAGAUCAGACAACAAUGCUUCGACAUCUUCUGGCUCCGUUCUCGCAACUCCAGCCGUGAGAAAAUUGGCCAAGGAUAAGGGAAUUGAAAUUUCAAGUGUAACAGGCACUGGCAAGGAUGGCAGAGUUUUGAAGGAGGACAUUUUGAACUUUGGUUCAACGACGGCAGAGGAUAUCAAUCAAGAGAGCCAUCAAAGCGCCAAUGCUAGUGAUUCUGCUACUACCUCUCAAUCACUCAGUAUGGUCCAAAAGGCCAUGUUCAAGUCCAUGACACAAUCGCUCAGCAUUCCCCAACUGGGAUACAAGGAUGAUAUCGAGAUUGAUGCUACUACCAAGUACCGUGCUGCUUUGAACAAGCACAUCUCCAGCCAUCCCGAUCGCUACCCCUUCACCAAGAUGACUUACUUGCCCAUCUUUGUCAAAUGUCUGUCUAUUGCUCUUCAUCACUACCCUCUGAUGAACGCCAAGCUCUCUGGCAACUUGGACGAUGUGAAUUCCAUCAAUAUUACCUACAGACCCUCUCAUAACAUUGGCAUUGCUAUGGACACACCUCAAGGUCUGGUUGUCCCCAACAUCAAGAAUGUACAAGACAAGACCAUCUUUGAAAUUGCCUCUGAAAUCCAUCGUUUGUCAGAACUAGGCAAGAAGAAUGCCAUUCCCAUGGCUGACAUGAAGGGAGGCACCAUCACUCUCUCCAACAUCGGCACCAUUGGCGGCACAUAUGCAAACCCUGUCAUUGUGUCUUCUGAAUUGGCUAUUGUCGCAUUGGGAAAAAUGCAGAAAUUACCUCGUUUCGAUGCUAAUGAUAAUAUUGUUGCAAAGCAAGUGAUGCCAGUGAGUUGGUCGGCCGAUCAUCGUGUGAUUGACGGCGCUACCAUCGCACGCUUUGGCAACCACUGGAAGAACCUGAUUGAAAACCCUGCCUUGUUGGCUAGUGAAUUGCGAUAA